Molecule: messenger RNA, 925 nt
Organism: Juglans microcarpa x Juglans regia
Lineage: Eukaryota; Viridiplantae; Streptophyta; Magnoliopsida; Fagales; Juglandaceae
Product: putative disease resistance RPP13-like protein 1
Exons: 3
Coding region: 116-640 (174 amino acids)
Source: RefSeq, a predicted model, not a curated record
AAUGGUCUUGCUUCCUUCUUUCCUCUCUCACCAAUACAACAAAGGCCUAAAACAGUAGUGUUUCUUUUAUUUGCAUACUUUCUCCUUAAUUCGUUUCCUUUCUCGGACGAAAACAAUGGCUGAGCUCAUUCUUUCUGCAUUCCUUCAUGUGUUGUUUGACCGACUGUCGUCUCCCGAGUUGCUGAAAUUUGCUCGCCGAGAAGGACUCGGCAAACAGCUGGACAAGUGGGGUGAAACCAUGGAAAGAAUUCGAGAGGUGCUUGAUGAUGCAGAGGAGAAGCAACAGACUAAAAAGACAGUGAAAGCUUGGCUUGAUGAUCUCAGAGACUUGGCCUACGAGGUGGAAGAUAUACUUGAUGAGUUCGCCACAGAAGCUUUGCAACGCAAGUUGAUGGCCGUUGAAAGUCAGGCUAGCGCUAGUAUGAUUGUUCAAAAGACUGAUGCAAGCUGCUGCAACUUCCGACUACUAUCUAAAAAAUGGAUAGACCCAAAAUUGAGACCCACGUUUGUUGAGAUCAUGGCUGCUUUGAAGCCGUUGCAGAAAGCCAAUAACCAGUUCUCAAGUCCCAGGCCAAGCACAUCCACAGGCAGUGGCCGUCCGAAGGCUCUACCAUCACAAACUGCAGAAGAAGCAGGCUAGAAGAGCAAACUAUACCAUCAUACUCUCUGUCAUUGGACUGCAAAAAUAUGGGGUGAAGUUCUAGAUUGCCUUGGACUAGUCCAUGUAGGUUGAGAUAUUGAAAAAGUGAGAACUUUUUUGUAAAGGGAUGUCAUAUUUCAGUAAAAGUGACUGCUUUUAUUUUGAUCCUCCAGUGGGUAUGAUCCCAUAAGUUUACUCACGCUAUGGAUGUUUUACUAUGGGCUAUUGUAAUCAGUAAUUGGAGCGGUACUGUUCAUUUUGCAGUAAUUAAUUUGGACUCUGGAG